Molecule: messenger RNA, 3369 nt
Organism: Paramecium tetraurelia
Lineage: Eukaryota; Ciliophora; Oligohymenophorea; Peniculida; Parameciidae
Exons: 7
Molecular function (GO): nucleic acid binding; zinc ion binding
Source: RefSeq, a predicted model, not a curated record
AUGAGUUUAAAUGAUCUGUUAGUAGAUUAUAGUGGGAGUGGUCAUUCCUAAUUCGAGGAUCAAACAAAAAAGCAAUUCACGGGACCUGCCAAAUUUGCGACAAAAAUAGAUCCGCUCUAAGAUGGUGAUUAUACUAUAAAACCACCAUCAAUGUCUAGUUUACACAAAGUAACCGAUCACAUUCCUCCUUCAUAAUCGCCGAAUUCUGGAAUGAUUUAGUUUUCUCCAAAGACUUCUAUUCUUGAGGAGAAAGUCUUGAUGAAUCCUCAAAACAAGGAACAAAUCAAAGAAAUUGGAUAAACAACUGUGCUUGCAUAGAAGGAAGGUAUCAACAAUUUCAUCAAAUUGGUAUUGGCUAAAAGCUACUUCAACCGUUUUGUUGAGAAUAUGCUCCAAAAAUCCUAUGUGAAGAAAUUGUCACAUUUCAACAUUUAUUAAAAUACCAUGUUAGACGAUCUAAGAUAUAUCGAUUCAAAACACAAGAUCCACAAGAAUCUGAUUGGCAAGAUCUGCAAGAAGCUUAGGUUUGUGCCGAUCUUUGAUUAAAGCAGCUAUUUGGUCAUUGGAUGGCAAUUGCUUCACAUCUUAACGAUCAUCAUUAUAUUUUUUUGGACUCCCUUCAACAUCUCCUUUGGAAUCACCUUUGAACAAGUCGUAUUCGAAACAUUGACAGUGAGAGACGUAGAAUACUAUUUUUUAUUUUCCAUUCUCGUCGAUGCCUUCAUCGUUAUCAAUACAUCCUAUAUUGAAAAAGGAAUCAUCAUCAAACAGAGAGGCAAAAUCUUUAUUAAUUAUGUCAACACAUAAGGAAUAUACGAUUUAUGUUCAUUCGCCUCAAUGUUGGUUGCCCAAUAAUUUAAUGUGGACAGUUCAAAUGAGAAAAUCGGAUGGCAACUGAUACCCUACACAAUAUACUACUGCAGUAGACAAUUUAAAUUGCAAGCCAGAGUACAUAAACUUGAAGAAUUUUUCAACUUUUCAGGGUGGGUACAAGAUCUAAUCGAGUUGGUUAAACUCCUAUUUAUGGUAGUGUAUGUUGGUCAUCUCUUCGCAUGUUUAUGGCACGGCGUAGCUUUCUAUUAAAUAGGGUUCAGAAGGACUUGGCUUGAAGCCUACGAUGUGGCUACUUAAGACAUUUUUACUAAAUACAAUUAUGCAUUCUAUUGGUCAGUCUAAACAAUGAUCACAGUUGGAUACGGAGAUCUAACACCACAGAAUAAUUAUGAGAGAUUGUGUGCCAAUCUCAGCAUGUUCUUAGCAUGUGGUGUAUUUGCCUUUUCAUUUAAUAGUAUUGGUCUUAUGCUCAGCAAUCUAAACUCCAGAUAGGUGCUCUAUAAACGUAGUACAAACUUAUUGAAUUCCUAUUUGACCAAAAAUUAAAUUAAGAUCGAAUUGCAAUCCAGAAUAAGAAAUUAUUAUGAUUAUAUCUUUCAAGAGGAACAGGAAAUCAAUGACGAGGAAGUCUCUCAAAUCACAACCAAGUUGUCCAGUUCACUUUAAGAAGAAUUGAAUUUUGAAAUUCGAUUAAAUGUUAUGAAGACAAACAAAGUGUUGACCAAAUUCUCUUAAAAAACACUUAGACAACUGUCUUUGGUAAUCGAAGAAGUAAGAUAUUCCCCUGAGGAUUAAAUUUUACUCUAAGGUACUCAAGAUGAUUGCUCUCUAUAUAUCAUCACUAAAGGAACGGUGUCUGUGUUAUUUCAAGAUGAACCUCAAGGCAGGAACACGAGAGUGCUUUCCUAUCUAGAAAAAGGGGAAUCUUUUGGCGAAUACUCAUUUUUUACAGGACUCAAUAGAUGUGCCUCAGCUAAAAGUAUAGGCUUUUCAAGAGCUUACAAAAUCCCCAGACAAUCUUUAUUAGUUGUUUUAUAAACUAAUUAAAUUGACUUAGAACGCUUUUGUGAAGUAAGAGAUUCCAUGUUGUUAGGUGAAAACUUUCAACCAGCAAAAUUAAGUUGUUAUUCCUGCAAAAAGUUCAGUCAUCUAAUAAAAGAUUGUCCAGUUCUCCAUUAUGUAGCUGACAAAGAAAGAGUGAUCAAGAAGGAGUACUUUCCCUUCCAAUAAGAGAGAACCAUCACCUACAAGAGAAAAAGGACUGAUCGCAAUUAUUAUGCUACUUUAUUGGAGAUGAAAAAGACCAUUGCUUAUAUAAGAGAUUUUCAGACCAGAGAAACUCAAGCUGACAAUAUCACUGUAAUUGAAGAUGAUUUGGAUGUUUCCUAUGAAGAAAACGAUGGAUCACCCAAUGAACAAGAUUAUUCCUCUUUCUCCAAGAGCUUCUCGAAAAUAUCGAGACAACAGUCGUAAAAUAGGUCUUAUUCCUAAUACGAUAACAAUAACAACACAAAGAAUCUACAACCUAUAUAGGAAAGCGAAGACUCAGCAGAUAGUCCAAGUCCGAAUAAGAAAAGGAACAUGCAAGUCAAAUAAACACUCUAAACUGCUGGAUUCGGAGGUUAAGAUUCCUUUUAAACCAGAAUACGAACUGACGAUUAGGAUCUAAAUGCUACAAGUUUUGGGAAUGUCACUCCUUCGAUGAAAGAUGAAAAUAGAUACAACAUCAAAAAUGAUUCGCUCAUUCUGCCAAAUCAAGUUGAUACUCAAGCAAGACUGAAUAAAAAAAGAAUUACUUUAGUUAGAAAACAAAAGCGAGAGGAAUCCUACAAACCCUUUUCAUCCUAAACCAAAGUGGACACCAAUCAAGAGAGGGAAAAAUCAUAGCCAAAAAAAUCAAAAAUGAAGGAUCCUCUUGCUGAUAUCCCAAUCACUCCUUCCAUCUAAUCGGUUGAUCAUAAGAGAGAUUCCAUAGAUAGGAAGGAUGAAAGAAGGGAAUAAAAAAGGAGAACCACGAAAACCAAAACCAAUAGAAGUAGAACUGCUAAAACUCAUAAAACCACCAAACUAGUUCAAGAUACUCCGACUCAGGAGAUUUCAAUUCCAGUUUUCGAGAGAUAGGCUGUAUCUAUGGAAUUGGAAGAUUUUGAAGUAUUAAAGAACUUUUCUCACUAUUUCAGUUGGAAUAAUGCCAAAGUAGUUGUUGCAAGAACUAUGAAAAUUUUAUUAAAGAAUCUUGAAAAAAGAAGAUAUUACAUUAAUUAAUUUUCAUUUUAUACAUUCAACUCACUAGCAAUUGCAAAGAUAUAGAGAAUAAAAAGAAAGCUCAAAUUAAUAGAGGAUCCACCCUUGGAAAAAAAAUCUGUUCAUCCACUAAACAAGAACAUUAAGCUAAGGAGGGGCAGUAAGAGAAGCACCUAAGCUGAUGACAUUAUUGGAUUGUUUUAGAAGAAACCUCAAUUUGGAACUCAAAUUUAAGUUCUCCAAGGCAUUUCUAUUUCCAGGUUUAGUCGAAAUGAUUUGGACUUUAGAUGA